Molecule: messenger RNA, 2990 nt
Organism: Bombina bombina (fire-bellied toad)
Lineage: Eukaryota; Metazoa; Chordata; Amphibia; Anura; Bombinatoridae
Gene: NABP1
Product: nucleic acid binding protein 1
Exons: 6
Coding region: 412-1047 (211 amino acids)
Biological process (GO): double-strand break repair via homologous recombination; response to ionizing radiation; mitotic cell cycle checkpoint signaling
Cellular component (GO): SOSS complex
Molecular function (GO): DNA binding
Source: RefSeq, a predicted model, not a curated record
AGUUUGCUGUUGUUUACUAGUAUAGCGAUAUUUAAUGCGGUUUCUAAAAAUUGUUAAAGAGGGGCAUAUGUAUUAACAGUAGCUCAAUGUAACAUCAUUCGCCCAGGACCGAAUUUAGGGACAAACGUUUAUACAGAUUCAGUCGUAAUUAAAAAAAAAAAAACACAGCAGUACUCUUAUUUCACCACUUGUGGCAGUGUCGUUGCCUGCCAGAUCUUUAAAAGUGUUUUUAACCCACGGGUUUCUCAUUCAUCAAUAUCUCCUGCUAUUGUAGAGCACCUCGGUACAUUGCCAGACGUUGCUGUUUAGCGGCUACUUUGCCCUAAUGCAGUUUUAGGUGUGUUUAGUACAAUGCAGUUUUGAGAUACAACCCCUCGUUCUCUUAUACAAAGAGUGCCUUAUUCAAGUACAAUGAACGUGCUAAAUGACUCUUACAUAUCAAUUAAAGAUAUAAAGACUGGGCAGAAAAAUUUAAAUGUCGUCUUUAUUGUCCUGGAGAUAGGUAGAGUUACAAAAACUAAAGAUGGUCAUGAAGUGAGGUCGUGCAAAGUUGCAGAUAAAACAGGCAGCAUCACAGUUUCAGUUUGGGAUGAGAUUGGAAGCCUUAUACAACCAGGAGACAUAAUUCGCUUAACAAGAGGUUAUGCUUCUAUGUGGAAAGGAUGCCUAACACUCUACAGUGGAAGAGGAGGUGAACUUCAAAAGAUUGGAGAGUUCUGCAUGGUGUAUUCAGAGUUGCCAAAUUUCAGUGAGCCAAAUCCUGAUGCUGCUAGUCAACCUUCAAAACAAAAUCAAACCAAAGCUGGAAAUGGUGAUCCAAGCAAUAACUCUCCACCAAAUGGAACAGGCAGCGGCAAUGGUAAUGGACCUCAAGCUGUGCCUGGACCUGUAGGCAAUGUUUACACUAACCAUACUUAUGGCAGCAAUGGAAGAGCAAAUGGUCGAGGGCCUGGCAAUCCACAACCAAAUGGACCACCAGCAAAUCUUAGCCAACCAGUGGUAGCAUCUGUUAGCAAUGGAAGAGAUCCAAGGAGAGCAAAGCGAUGACACUGGCUACUGCCAUGCAGCUUUCUCGAUAACACACCCUGCUCUACUUGAACACUUAUUGCACUUUUAUUUAUGGUUAAAUGUAAAGAGUUUAUACUCCCCUGUAUAUCAUUUGUUCUUUGGUUUUCUAUUGGACUAUAGUUUAUUUUAUAUGCUUUGAAAACAAACAAGUACUUACCAAGUAAAAGGUGCUCAGUAUGAGCAUUGAGUUUAGUUAAGAAAAUUUGGUAGGAUAUUAAAGCCACUUUACUAAGAUUGUUGUGAUAUUAUGUAUAUACUGUACAUACUCCCUGCAUCCACGUUAGGAGCUUGUACACUGUGCUUUUGUGACUACUUGAAGUAAGAGUGGCUGGAUUUCAUUCCUCAGUCUUAAAGGGACAUUAUACACUCAUUUUUUCUUUGCAUAAAUGUUUUGUAGAUAAUCUAUUUAUAUAGCCCAUAAAGUUUUUUUUUUUUAAUUAAUGUAUAGUUUUGCUUAUUUUUAAAUAACAUUGCUCUGAUUUUCAGACUCCUAACCAAGCCCCAAAGUUUUAUGUGAAUACGCUCGACUACCUACUCCAGCUUGCUCCUGUUUGUGUAAAGGGUCUUUUCAUAUGCAAAAGAAGGGGGAGGGGGGAGUGUCUUAUUUGCCACUUGCAGUGGGCUUUUCAGCUACCUUUUCAACAGAGCCAAAGUGACAGCUUCUAAGUAAGUUUUUAAACAGUUUUAUACUGGAUUUUUAUAUCAGUAUCUGUGCAUAUUAUUCUUUAUAGUAGUGUCUAUUACAUGCAGUUAUAUGAAAAUGAGUGUAUACUGUCCCUUUAAGAGCAAGGCAUUAUGUGGCUGCAAUUUAUCAACUGCAAAAGAAUUUCAACCACUAAUUGGUGAACAAAAAUCUAAACGAUAAAUUAGCAGGGUUAAGGUUUAGCGACCAGCUUAACAGCAAAACAUGUACAAUGGUUUUCUAUCUAGUUUUAUUCAAGCUGAAUUCUGAUCUUUUUAAGGGAAGUUGACCGCUUUUUUCUUUUCGUGUGCUUAUGAAAAUUGAUUUUAAGCCAUCAUUUUUUUUCAUCCAAAAUAUGCAGCAUUUCAUUGCUUUCAUUUCAUUUUCAUUGCAAAUAUUUACAGUUUUCUAUUAAAGGGACAGUCUUCUCCAGUCUAAAGUCUAAACUAUCCAUUCCCCAGCUUUGUACAACCAACAUUGAUAUAUUAAUAUACUUUAUAACCUUUAAAACUUUAAAUUUCUGCCGGUUAAAAAGCCAUUACAAGCCGCCUCUUAUCUCAGUUCAUUUUUAUAGCUUUUCACACCCAGGCUCUGCUAGUUUGUGUGUGCCAUAUAGAUAGUAUCGUGCUUACUUCUGUGGAGCUAUUCAUGAGUCAGCACUAACUGGCUAAAAUUCAAGUCUUUAAAUAGCACUGAUAUAAGGGGACAGUCUGCAGAGGUAAAAAUGAUAUUAAUAUAACAGUGUUGGUUAUGCAAAACUGGGGAAUGGGUGUUAAAGGGGUUAUAUAUCUUUUUAAACAAUACAAUUUUGCAGCAGACGGUCUCUUUAACUAUGAAUUAGUUCAGAAUUUUAGGUUUUGAAACAUGAUUUAAGUUGUCCCUUUUUUAUUGAUUUUUUUUGUUGUUGUUAUCAUCUUUACUUUUUAUAAGGUCCUAUAAUUGGUUAAAAGGUUAUUGUCAAAGGUAAAGCAGAACCCCAGUUAUUUAGGCUCAUGUUAAAACAGGAAUUUACAUUGAAGGGACAACAGAAAAGGUAGCAAACCUGAUACUGAGGAAGACAUCAUUCACUGCAUGAGGGAAACAACUUCAACAGAAUUAUUGGUGGACAAGCAUAAAGCAAUAGUCUUAGUCAUAUUUUCUUUAAAACAAGAAAAAAAUGUUUAAAUACCUCUCUCCAUGCAAUUCUUGUCUUUUUUUAAUAUUUGUUUUUGUUAUUAAAUAUGUACAUUUGUGCCAUUAA